AUGGCUUUCUUAUUGAUUGGCCUUGUGUUACUGUCAGAUCUGGCCCUUGGAAAGAUCGACAGGCAGAGUAUCGUUUCCAAGUACAAUGUCAAGAGGGAAAGGUUAAUUGACAACGAAACCACCCCCUUGCAAGUCGGCAAUGGUAACUUCGCCUUCAAUGUCGACAAUACGGGGAUGCAGACUUUCCUACCAUUCAAUACACUGUCGAGUUGGGCCUGGCAUAAUGAUACUUUACCUGUCAAUGGUGAAAGCCUCAGCGAUUAUCAUGGGGUAGCUAUGAUAACUCACGGCAGAAAUGUCUCAUAUGAUAUUCCCGACCCGGAGCUCCCGGAAAUCUCACAAUGGCUCAUAUCGAAUCCCAAUCGUAUCAACUUGGGUCGCAUCGGCCUAAGAUACCAAGGUGCCACUUUGUCGGCUUUCCAAAUUACCAACGAGGUCCAGGAGCUCGAUCUAUGGAAUGGAGUCAUAACAUCGACUUUUGAAAUCGCCGGAGAGAGUGUUACCGUCGUGACUCAAAGCGAUUUUGAAUCGGAUGCCGUAGCGUUCCGUGUUGAAUCCGAGCUACUAGCUUCAGGUGAUCUAGAGGUUGAGUUGGACUUCCCUUACCCGCCAAUCCAUACUACGAAGUACAAGUAUGAAGUAUUCGCAGGAGUCUAUGACUUCCCGCUCAAUCACACCACUUCGAUUGUCAAGAAUUGCCGAGUGGACGAGGCGCAUAUCUACCAUGAACUGCAAGAGACGAAAUAUUUCGUGAAUCUGAGGUGGCCCGUUGAUAACGUCCUUGGUCUGUCCAGAGUCGAGCCGGCAAAUUCAACUGCCAUAACAGCCCACCGAUAUACCCUGUCGGCUGCAUCCAAGUCGCGUCACAGACCUAAUACCAUAGACUUCACGGCACAUUUCUCCCCUGAUAAACGAACGGCGGAAUUCCCUUCGUCUAUCCGACAGCGCAACUCCAAGGGAUGGAACCAAUACUGGAAUGAGGGUGGUUUCGUCGACCUCACAUCUUCGUCAAACUCGAAAGCCGAUGAGUUGCAGCGUCGUAUCAUUUUGUCGAUGUACCACGUCCGAGUCAAUAGCGCGGCUAAGGGACAAUCGCCCCAAGAAAGUGGACUCAUGAAUAAUGGGUGGUAUGGUAAAUUCCAUAUGGAAAUGGUUGUUUGGCAUAAUGCCCAUUGGAGUACUUGGGGUCGACAGAAGUACUUCGACAAUAUCUUCCCCGAGCUUUACGAGACCUUUCUACCCUCAUCCCUGGCAAGAGCAAAGUCAAUGGGAUGGGAAGGCGCAAGGUGGCCGAAGAUGACUGAGACUAUCACCGGAGUCAGCUCGCCAGGAGGCAUUAAUGGGCUUCUCUUAUGGCAACAGCCCCACCUGAUGUACUUGGCAGAGCUAGCAUAUCAAGCUUCGCCCACUCGAGGGACUCUGAAAAAAUGGGAUACGGUUCUGAGCGCGUCGGCGGAUUAUAUGGCAUCUUAUGCUUGGAAGAAUGAGAGUUCGGGCCAUUAUGAUCUCGGUCCGCCUAGCUACGGCGUGACAGAAAAUACGCCUCCAGCAGAAACGUUGAACUUGGCCUAUGAAAUCGCAUACUGGAGGUACGGCUUAGACGUUGCUCGGGAAUGGAAAAGACGAUUAGGCCAAUCCGUACCCGAAAAAUGGACAACCGUCGCUGAGAAUCUCGCCCCACCACCUCAAGUAGACGGGCUCUACACCGUUUACGAGGGGUUGAACAGCUCGUGGUGGGAAAACUCGAAGCUCAAUGGCGAUCCUCGUAGUCUUAUCAUGCUGCAAGGAAUUCUCCCUGAUACACCUGCUGUCGAUCCCGAUGUCGCGCUCAAGACUGCGGAUAAGAUUUGGGAAGUCUGGACAGACGAUAAAAUCCGUGGUUGGGGAAGACCCGUGCUAGCUAUUAACUCCGCGAGGAUUGGAAACCCCGAGCGUGCUAUCUAUCAUUUGACGGCAUAUGACUAUUGGUCGUUUGAUGAUGCGGGUUUUGCUGUGCGAGGAGGUGAUGGAGAUACCCCGCCCCCUUUUAUACCGGGAAAUGCAGGUUUCCUCUACGCCGUUGCGUACAUGGUCGCUGGUUGGAAUGGAUCGAAAGUUGAUGCUCCUGGUUUCCCUAAAGACGGGACGUGGACUAUAAAGCAUGAAGGUUUAUUAAAGGCACUCUAA
This is a messenger RNA of Hypoxylon trugodes, 2166 nucleotides long. Its product is annotated as Six-hairpin glycosidase-like protein. Bases 1 to 2166 code for a protein of 721 amino acids. The transcript is spliced from 11 exons. Lineage: Eukaryota; Fungi; Ascomycota; Sordariomycetes; Xylariales; Hypoxylaceae. The record is from RefSeq and is a predicted model, not a curated record. Gene Ontology annotation, biological process: carbohydrate metabolic process.